AUGAACCCUUUGGAGUUUUCAGCAGCAAAGCUCCUCGCUCUCCGCCAGGCGGAGGGAGCCGGAGCCACAGAUGAAGUCACCAACGAGUGCGGCGCUGCCGCCGUCGACGUGAGCAACAUGCCCUUGCGCAUUGCCUCCAUCUUCAUCAUCCUCGUUGCCUCGCUGCUUGGUGGUUUCCUGCCCAUCUUCCUGGCCAGGACCACCAGGAUGCAUGUCCCCAAGAUGACCUUCUUCGUCUUCAAGUAUAUUGGUACCGGUGUCAUUAUUGCGACCGCCUGGAUGCAUCUCCUCGCCCCCGGUGUCGAAGCCCUGCACAACGAGUGCUUGGCCCCCAUGCUUGGCGAGUACGACUGGGCCUUCGCCAUCGGCCUGAUGACCGUCAUGGUAAUGUUCCUGAUCGAGAUGAUUGCUUCCAACGUGAGCUCUGGCGCUUUCUCUCACAGCCACGGUGGCCACGAGAUGAACGGUACUGGCCACCCUGUUGACUCCAAGACCAAGGAUCAUGGUACCGAUGGGACUAGCGCUAGUGAGGUUUGCCCACAUGAUAACGGUGAUGCUGAGAGGGGUGUCGGCUUCGUCGACCCCAACAAGGUGCCCGGACUUCCGGACGACGUUAGCUACCCCCCUGGCGGACGUGACCACCUCGGCCAUGCUCGCGACCACGUCGAGGGAGACAGCCACAACAGCCUGAGCGGCCAGCUGACGGCCAUCUUCAUCUUGGAAUUCGGCGUCGUGUUCCACUCUAUCUUCAUCGGUCUCGUCCUCGCCACUAGCGACGAGCUCGUUGUUCUCCUGAUCGUCCUUACCUUCCACCAGUUCUUUGAGGGCCUCGGUUUGGGCUCCCGUCUCGCCGUCGCUCACUGGCCUUCUCACGGACGCUGGUGGCCGCACAUCCUCGCUGGCCUGUACGGUCUUUCGACCCCUGUCGCCAUUGCAGUUGGUAUCGCCGCCAAGCCAAGCAGCGCCCAGACGCAGACCCUUGUCAACGGUAUCUUUGACUCUAUCAGCGCCGGUAUCCUCAUGUACACGGGUCUGGUCGAGUUGCUGGCUCACGAGUUCAUGUUCAACCCGCAGAUGCGCAACUCCCCGCUCAAGAUCCAGCUGUUCGCCUUUGGCUGCGUCGCCCUAGGCGCCGGCGUCAUGGCUGUCCUGGCCAACUGGGCCUAG
Messenger RNA from Colletotrichum truncatum, 1167 nucleotides. RefSeq names its product ZIP zinc/iron transporter. Gene Ontology annotation, molecular function: low-affinity zinc ion transmembrane transporter activity. Gene Ontology annotation, biological process: zinc ion import across plasma membrane. The record is from RefSeq and is a predicted model, not a curated record. Gene Ontology annotation, cellular component: plasma membrane. NCBI's taxonomy places the organism in Eukaryota, Fungi, Ascomycota, Sordariomycetes, Glomerellales, Glomerellaceae.